Brienomyrus brachyistius is the source of this 4576-nucleotide messenger RNA. RefSeq lists its product as uncharacterized. Bases 2740 to 3828 code for a protein of 362 amino acids. Lineage: Eukaryota; Metazoa; Chordata; Actinopteri; Osteoglossiformes; Mormyridae. The record is from RefSeq and is a predicted model, not a curated record. The transcript is spliced from 2 exons.
GCUCAAGUAACCGUUCCUCGUAUGAACAAAGAAAAAAGAAUUUAAACAAAGAUGGCGGCGUCCCGGAGCCGAGUAUAAACAAAGAUGGCCGCGCCCUUAAGCCGAACGUAAACAAAGAUGGCCGUGCCCUUAAUUGGAAUGUAAACAAAGAUGGCCGCGUCUUGAAGCCGAAUGUAAACAAAGAUGGCCGCGUCUUGAAGCCGAAUGUAAACAAAGAUGGCCACGACCUGGAGCCGAACGUAAACAAAGAUGGCCGCGCCCUAAAGCCGAACGUAAACAAAGACACUGUAGUGUAAAACAGUACUGAACACACUUUACGUGUCCAGCCUUGGAUGUAACUUCAUUGUUGCAAUAAAGACUGAAUUCUGGAUACUACACAAGCGGCCCUCUGACUUCUGAUUUGGCGGGGAAGGAGAAAAAACCACGACAUAAAUUGGCGUCACGAACAGGAUCGGAGAAGAGACCUGGGGAGGCGACCACCUGGCGGAGAACUGGGAGACACCCGUCUGCAUUUGAGCGGCGCGCCCAAACAUAGGUAAGGAAAGCUUUUUAUUAUUGUUUAAUAGAAUAGGAAAAUAGAAUAAGGAGACGGAGACGGGGGUGUCUCGGGGACAUACGCCGCCAGGCAGAGCCUCCCGGUAAGGGUACUCGCCGAUUAGAAGAACUAAAGAUAGGAGAGCUGUUUGUGCAGUGUCCAGUGGGCCCAGUGUGUGUGUGAUGUGAGAGAAAUCCCUAAAGGAAGGGUCACGUGUGGAUAUUCCCUCACAGAUAAGCGCCUUGAAGGAGGGGAAAGUUGACCCUGAGGGCUUGAUAUACUGUUGCGAGGCAUAGAGGCCUUGAAGGUUUAAUAGUGAUUUAAAGGUAUUGCCCUGAGAGAGGGCCAGUGUUUGUGCUGCAGGUUCUUGGAUUAGUGUGAGUCAGAGACAUCGCCCUAAGAGAGGGGGGUCUCCCUGUUCUGAUAAAGUAAAGGUUGGGUGGCCCUAAGGGAGGGGCCCGUGUGUUUUAAGUUGUUAAAUGCUGUUAUGUCGUGAUGCAAAGAUAUUGCUAAGUUGUUAAGGAAUUGUUUUAAGCAAAGGUUAUGUUGUGUUGCAAAUAAAAUAUUGGUAAAGUAAUAAGGCCAGAGAGAGCCUAAGUAUUAGAAGUUGUGGGGAUUUUAAAGGUCUGCUGGAUCAGAUUGGUUUUGUUAUGCAGAAGUGGGGAAAGUGAUCAUAUAUGCAUUUUUGGGUUGAAUCAGAGAAAAAGCACAUAUAUUUUUGACGGAUAAGUUGAGUGAUAAGGUGUAUGAAGCAGAAAUAAGCACCCCAGAGGUAAAACUGCUUAGAAAACUAAAAUUAAAAAGGGAUCAAUCUAGCAGGGGGACUGGAUAGAGCAUUUGUGCAUUUCUAUAAAAAAUCAAUUAUAGUAGUGGAAGUGCAGGUAGGUGAGUUUAGAAUUUUGACAAAUCUCAAAAUAAAGUUUUUUGAAUAAAAUGUGAUUAGAAUAUUCUAUGGACUAUAGAGACUAAGUUUAGAGAUAAAGGGUAUUAAAGCACAUCUUUGUGAGAGAACAACAGGUCAUAGACAAGGGGUUUUGUGACCUUCCAUGGAAUUAGAGAGUUUAACAGAGAAAGCGUGAGGAGGCUCGUGUGCAUGGUGGACAGGCAAACGUAAAAUCAGGCUGAUAAAAAGGAGAGAAGGGAGGCUUUUGUAUAUGUGUGCCCAUAGAUAAUUGGGUGCAACGUUAGGAGUAAGUAGAAAAUAAUUUAGAGUCAGUGACACUUUAAGGUGAAGUAGGUUCAGUCAGGGAGAGAAUUCUUAUUAAGGAAAAGAAAGGAAAACAAUAGAACACGGGUUGGCUGUGAGGAAAUUUGGUCAUUUUUAUACCAGACAGGAAAACAGCCCAAGUGACAGUAGAGUGGAGGAAAACAGUAAAAUGAAGGGCCCAGUAAAGGCAGCAGACACACCAGUACAGCAGCUGGGGAGGGAGCACCCCCUGCUUAAAACAAAGAUAGAAAAGAUGUCUAAAAAGUGGGAGAAUAGAACAAAGGCCCUGGUAACUAAGUGGCCUAAAGGGGGCACAUGGGAUGUAGCAGUGUGUGAGGAGAUGGAGACUCUGAUAAAGUAUCAUAAGGCUAAUAAGAACACAGAAAGGCGUAAAAAGAAAAGGCGUAAGGAACUGGAAGUUUUGAGGUUGUUUAAAGUAAAGGGAGAGACCCGGAGAAGGGACCAGAAAGCAAUGAGAAAGGCAUUAAGUGAGAAAGAAGAGAUGAGGAAGGAAGAAAUAUGGCCACCGUCUUAUCAAAGUCAAUACCCGUUAGUGGAAGCCCCACCUCCUUCGUACAAGGGUCAGUUUCCAGUAAUAGAGGGGAAGGUAGAAUUCAAAGGUGAGGUGACACAGACGGAGGAAGCAGGAAGGGAGCAGAAAGGAACGGCAAGUUGUUUAGAUGGAUACAGGGUGUUAGGUUGAAGAAACAGUUGUUAAUCAUCUUGUUAUCAUUUCUGUAUGAUCAACAAUGAAUGUAAAUACAUAUAUACGUUAUUUCUUAUCUUCUAGCCACAUACUCUUAGCUAUUGUACUCUAAGUAGGUGGUUAACAGCUGCCUACUUAGAUAAGAAUCUCACUUCCCUCUCUUGCGCCCCCCACUGAUUAUAAAUAAAGAAGCCAAGGGGAACCACCCUUUGUAACACAUUCUGCUGUAGUUUGCAUUGCAGAGAGUGUGGGUACCCCUGCAAGUAAAACUGUAAAGUGUGUGUCUCGUAAAUGUGGAGUUGGGGUGGAAACGCCGGGCGCUUUCCCCAACACAGGGAAGUGAGUGCAUUGCUGCGGCAGGCUGUGGAGGAAGGACUGCAAGGAAGUGAGCUAAUAACAGAAGGCCAGGCAUGUGGAUCUGAGAAAAGGGGAAGUGCUAAAAAGGUGGGGUACGGAGUAAGUAGUGGUAGUGAUGCAGAAGGGCUGAUGCACCUGCUGGACACCCCUAACCCUCCAUCUAAAGGAUGGAGUCAGUUUCAGGAGAAGGAGACGGAAACAGAAAGUGAGGAAGGAGUAGAGGAUAGAGUAGUGAGAAGCAGGAGGGCUGUAAGGGCCCCCACCAGGUACACUCCGAUUACACUUCCGUUAAUGGUGAAAGGAGCACAGACACAGUAUGUGCCGUGGGCAGGACAGGAUCUGGAGGGCCUGCUUCUCAGACUCCCAGUCUUAGCAGAAGGGGCCGGAAAGUGGAUAAAAGCAUUAGAGGAGGAAACUAUGGGUCGGCUCCUGGCGAUAGGGGACAUAAAGGCAGUUAUGGCUCGCGCUUUGGGGGUGGACGCAAUGGAGAGAUUGCUGCGAAGCAGUGGCCUGGCAGCGGCGACAGGGACUCCUUUGAAUGAUGCAUGUCCCUUUGGCGGUUACCGUGCUAACCUCUGGCACCAGCUGCGAUUAAUGUUUCCUCCACGGCUGAGUGUGGUUGAAAUGAAGGUGGAGCCCAUAAAGGAGGGGGAGAGCCCAGCUGCCUAUCUGCAAGCUCAAGAAAAACGGUGGCGCACUGAGACAGAGCAGGACCUGCAGAAUCCGGCAUUCAGAGGUCUGUACCGGAGGGCACUGCAGGACGCGCUCCCUAAGCCAGUGAGAACCAGGCUAAGGCAAGUUGUGGGACUUAUUAUUAUGCCUGAGGAGCAGUACCGUGAGCAGCUGAUUCAUGCUAUUGACUUGUACAGAGAGGAGGAGGACUCUGCUAAAGAGCGUGAGAGGGAGCUGACAAAGAAACUGAAUCAGAUGCAGCUGGAGGAGCUGACCGCUAAAAAGAAAAAAGUCCAGGCACCAGUGGUCUCUCCGGACCCCAGCCCCCGGGGGCAGCCUGUGGACAGCUGACAGUCUCCUGUCGCUGGGGCCCCUCAGAAUACUAAUUGGCCUUCGGUCCCUGAUUGGAAUAGAGAGAAUAGAUAUGAUAGGUGGGGGGGGGGGUGAUCAGAGAGCACCUGAUUUCCCACAAAUGAGACAAUCCCAGUCUAUGGGAAGACUGGAGAACAGGCCACUUCAGCUGGUGUGCUGGAACUGUAACCAGCCCGGACACACCUCUAGAGUCUGCCCAAAUCCACCCUUUCGGGGGUGAGCCCGACACGCCCUAUGGGCCCGGUUAAUCCAGGAGGCUCUGUAGGUCCAAUGCCAAAUAGAGGCAGGGGUGGCAAUCCGCAGUUGCAGAAUAACAGAUCACGGGGUCCGAUCAACCCAUGGGCCCAGGGACGUUUAUUCUAGGGGUGCCCAGAGAAUCCUAAAGGGGUAUCUCAGAUGCCAAUGUUGAGUAAGGGGUCUGAGGCUGAGCCGAUGCUGCAGGUUCAAAUAAAUGGCAAAGUAAUUCCAAUGAUGAUAGACACUGGAGCCACCUACACUUGUGUAAGACUAAAAGAUGCCAAUCAUAUCCCCCGGUCCGCUGAGAAGGUCAGGACCAUAGGAUUCUCGGGACAAGUGCAGCAUAUUCCAAAAUCUGCUCCAGUGGAGAUUAAGAUAGGGGACAAAAAUGUAAAUAUGCCCAUACUAAUAUCAGAGCACACCCCAGUGAAUUUGUUAGGCAGAGAUGCUUUGUGUCAGCUGCAGAUAGACAUAAAAUGUACAGAAGGGG